Messenger RNA from Talaromyces stipitatus ATCC 10500, 918 nucleotides. RefSeq names its product short-chain dehydrogenase/reductase, putative. Lineage: Eukaryota; Fungi; Ascomycota; Eurotiomycetes; Eurotiales; Trichocomaceae. Gene Ontology annotation, molecular function: oxidoreductase activity, acting on NAD(P)H, oxygen as acceptor. Gene Ontology annotation, cellular component: intracellular anatomical structure. The coding region runs from base 15 to 782 and encodes 255 amino acids. The record is from RefSeq and is a predicted model, not a curated record. The transcript has 4 exons.
ACAGCAGAUACAAAAUGUCCAAAACAAUCAUCGUCACUGGCGCUUCACGAGGCCUCGGCCUCGCCAUAUCAAAAUACCUCCUCACCACCACCCCACCAAACAACAUCAUCGCUCUCGCCCGCAGCGCCGAACCUCUACAAGCCCUCAAAGCCGAAUUUCCUCACAACGUCGAAUACAUCGCGGGCGAUCUGACAGACCAGAGCAUCAGCGAGAAAGCGGUCGAACUAGCACUCACUAAAUUCAGUGGGAAAUUAGAUGGUCUCGUGCUGAAUCAUGGGGUGUUGGGUCAGGUAGCGGUUAUAGAGAAGGCGGAUACCGAGUUGUGGAAGGAAGGGUUUGAUGUUAAUUUGUUUAGUCUGGUUGCUUUUACAAAAGCAGCUCUACCGGCUUUACGCAAAUCUCACGGUAAAGUCAUCUUUACAUCUUCCGGAGCAGCGGUCUCGGCAACGACAGGGUGGGCAUUAUACGGCGCUACAAAGGCUGCUCUGAACUAUUUUGCGUUGGCGUUAAGUCAAGAGGAGCCAGAUGUGACUUGUGUAUCCGUGAGGCCGGGAAUGGUUGACACGGAGAUGCAGCGAGAAAUUCGCGAGGAUCAUGCAAAGAAAGGGGAUGUGCCUGCUGGGUCGUUUACGAGAUACGAAGAGGCGCAUAGAGAUGGAAAGUUGUUGAAGCCGGAACAACCGGGGAAUGUGAUGGCUAGGCUAGUGCUAGAUGCGCCGAAGGAGUUGAGUGGGAGGUUUAUAUCAUGGAACGAUAAGGACCUCGCCGCAUUCCAGGACUAAUGAACGAAUCGAGUCAGCAUAGAUCAUAUAGAAUGGACAAUCAAUUGUGACAUUAAACAAUGACAUCAGCCGAAAGAUGAAAAGCAGAUACACAUUAUAAGCAUUAGAUGCAAGCACCUUCAUACUUAGCAUGGAA